This is a messenger RNA of Lactuca saligna, 357 nucleotides long. The record is from the annotation of a GenBank genome assembly. Lineage: Eukaryota; Viridiplantae; Streptophyta; Magnoliopsida; Asterales; Asteraceae.
AUGGCAGGCGACGUCCCAGUGGCAUCAGGAACAUUGGAGAGAAGUCUGUUGCGUCCAAUGCAUUCACUAGAUGUAGGGAAAACCUCCGUUCAGGAAGAACGCUCUUCAAACCGCACACCAGUCUCACAGACACUGUCCAGUUCUGCAACUGAAACGGUGGCAACUUACAUAGCCAAUAUAUGGCGUCCAACAGCCAAUCCAGUUCCACAAGUGGCAAUUGUGACAAAAACUCCACAGAUUAUCGCAACGCAACAAAAAAAGACAUCCCUAUUUCGUAGCAAAAAUCCUUCCCGCAAACUUCCAGCACCGGAUCCUGGAUCCCUCACAAUAUGCAGCCAUAGCCACAAUAUUCCCUGA